AUGGCCACUCUACGGGAAACCUCCCGAAUAACUCGGGCCAUCUGCAGGCAGCGCUCGCCGUGGCAUUUGACACCUCUUGUCGCCCAGCGAUGCGCAUCCACCAGCGCCACGAAGGCUGAGCUGGCUGACCUCGAGGCCGGCUCGUCCCUGGCUGCGCCGGGCCCCGACGAUGCUGCCGUGCAAGCUUUCAACACGGCGAAGCGUACGUCUGAGAGACCGCAGCAGCUUCCCGGAAACAGAUACCAGUACCACCCCCCUAAGUUCGAUCGAGGCCCUUUGCACCCGAUUCAAUCACCUCCCUCCUCCGACCCCACAGCGAGAGACUUCGUUCCCGGACCGUUCAACAUCCCCCGCCUGCGCCAGACUUACGAUGCGACCGUCGCCUCAGACCUUCUCACAAUGACCUACCUCCAUAAGCCCCCCGGAACACCAGAGCGGGAGGUGCGAGAGCGGUUAAGGGCGUGGGACGACUCCUCGCCGUACAACAAGAACCGUCCGCUCCGCGGGCCCAGAGGUGGAAGCAAGCUCGACGUGCUAGAGAAGAACAUCAACUGGCGCAACAUCCCCGAGAUCAAGGCCGUCUCGCUGCACGCCUUCAUGCCCACGGCCGCUAAGGUCCCCGGAACGCUGCAUGUCGCCCGCUCCGUCAUCCAGUCCAUCAGCGGCAACUGUCCCGAGGUCACCAAGACCAAGAACAACGUUGUUCAGUGGAAGAUCCGCAAGGGCGACAAGGCCGGUGUCAAGACGACCAUGUACGGCUACCAGGCACACGAGUUCCUCGACAAGUUGAUCAACCUCGUCCUACCCAAGAUCAAGGAUUGGCCCGGUGUUAACGCCAGCACGGGUGACGGCAACGGCGGCUUGGCUAUCGGUCUGAGGCCCGAUGAUCUGGCCUGGUUCCCUGAGCUCCAGAUCAACUACGACAUGUACCCUGCCAAGCUCCUUCCAGGUUGCCAUAUUUUUAUCCAGACCAGCGCCACGUCGAACCGCCAGGCCAGGCUUUUGCUCCAGGCUCUCGGCCUUCCUUUCUACGGAAAGUUUAGGGAUUAA
Molecule: messenger RNA, 1050 nt
Organism: Colletotrichum spaethianum
Lineage: Eukaryota; Fungi; Ascomycota; Sordariomycetes; Glomerellales; Glomerellaceae
Product: 54S ribosomal protein L7, mitochondrial
Exons: 3
Coding region: 1-1050 (349 amino acids)
Biological process (GO): translation
Cellular component (GO): ribosome; cytosolic large ribosomal subunit
Molecular function (GO): RNA binding; structural constituent of ribosome
Source: RefSeq, a predicted model, not a curated record